Gallus gallus (chicken) is the source of this 1575-nucleotide messenger RNA. RefSeq lists its product as uncharacterized. The coding region runs from base 537 to 1484 and encodes 315 amino acids. The record is from RefSeq and is a predicted model, not a curated record. The transcript has a single exon. Lineage: Eukaryota; Metazoa; Chordata; Aves; Galliformes; Phasianidae.
GGCCACAGCUCCGCUCCAGAGGGAUGGACGGCAGCGAGGAGCCCGAUUCACCCGUGCCUACAGCCACCGCUGCGUCCCGCUGCACCACGGGGACGGUGCGCUGCCGAGAGCGGCCGGGAGGGAGGGGGCGAGCAGCGAGCGCCGGCUGCUGCGUCCCCAAGGCACGGGCAGCAUUUCUUGCACUAAAACCCAAACAAAACCCAAUGCGAGCGACUCUGCCAUUUUUCAUGCAACGGCUGCAGGCGGCGGCGAUGAGAGCUCAGAGCACCCUGGACCUGCAACGCUCCCUCGCCCUCUCUGCUUUCCUAUUUCGUGGAAUUAUUUUGCAAUAGGGCACUCGCGCACGGACGCACGCUGGAGCCGGGGAGGAGGAUGGGGUGGGAGGGUGGGCGCACGCCGUGGGGGAGGGGGUGGGAGCAGCUUUGCUUCUGGCGAGGUGGAGGAUUCGCUGGGUGUAGCGUUAGUGCUUCAGCAGCCACCGGCCCAGAGGGGAGGGGCUGCCCACGGCUCUGCUGGGUGCUGCUUCGCUUUAGGGCAUGGGGAGGGGGGCAGCUCCUUGCCCCCAGCCCUGCUCACUUCCCCCUGCCGAGCCACCCACCAUCUCCAAAGCAAGCAGGGGGAAAGGAGGGCUCUGGGGUGGCCACCCCAUCACUGUGCCUGGCCCAAGGCCUGGGCUGCAGAAACGUCAGGUUGUUCCCCCUCCCCACAUCCCCCCCACCCGACACGGUGUAUUUCUUCCUCUCAUCUUUGAAUCAAGCCAUCAAUACAGCAAUAAGGCUGGGGCAGCUCCAAGGCUCUGUGCUCUGCUCGCGGCACAGCAGGGCCAGGGCUGUGCCACGGCCACACCGCUGUGCUACCCAUGCCAAGCCCUGAGAGGCACAGAGGGCAGAGCAGCCCCCCACCAUCACACAGAACCAGGCACCACGUAUCUUCCCCUCCCUGCUGCCUCUAGGGGAAUCCUCCGCCCGCAGAGGAUUUCAGGGGUGAGCGCAGGGGAAUGGGAACAGGCAAACAGGGUGCAGGACAGGCAGCAGCACGUGGCAGGGCAGCACCCAGAGCACGGAGCAGGGGUACUGGUGACCCCAUUGCUGCUGUGCCCUGGAUGCCAGGAGGUGCAGAGCCCCUUCCCCCCCCCCCCCCCCCUCCUUUCCCCACUCACCAUUUCAUUUCUCUGCUUCCCCCUGGGUUGGGCUCGCCAGGCCAGCUCUUGCUCAGCUCAGUUAAAACGCGCUGCUCUUAAACUGAGUUUUGUUUGCCCCGUCUCCCUCGUGGCAGUAACAGUCCUGGCACAGCCUAUUCCUGCUCCAUCCAGCGGAGGACAGGGCCCCGCAUCCAGGGCACUUCUCAACGUUUCUCUAUACAAAAUACUUCUCCAGCAGCCGUCUGUCUGCUAUCUCACUUCUGGGCAGUUACUGUGCAAAGGAGGGAACUGUUUCUUUGGUUUUUUUUUUUCCCUUGCUGUGUGCUACUUCUUUGGCAACUGAAAGAAAUGGAAGGGGGUUAUUUAUUUCUUUUUAAUUUAUUGUCAUAUUUUUGUAAAACCUGCAGAAAUGCAAUAAAAGUAUAUUUCAACAA